AUGUGGUGCUGUGUAUGGGUUCACACAAACAGUGAACACCGCUCGGUUAAGUUACUUGAAAUGUUUGCUUUUUUGCAGAUAACUGAUCGCGAGACGUCGAAGCGGCCGAUCAAGACCGAAGAUUCCGGCAACUGGAAACGGCGCAAGACGUCACCGGACCCCGACGAAAAUGACGAUCACACCGAGAACGGACAUGAUAUAGAAGUUGAGGAAAAGAACAAAGAAGAAAUGAAAGAGAUGGCGCCAGCUAGUGAGCAAGGCAUACCCAAAGACGACGAGCUGGAAGAUUGGGGUCAGUCGGUUGAAGAAUUUCUAGAUAAUUUCAAACCGGAAGAACUCAAAGAAGAUGACACAGAUGAUAUUGAUGAUAUUCUAGAGGAAGAAAGGAAGCAAGAGGACUUGAAAGAAGAGAAUGAAAAGAAGGAAGAUGAUAGUGAAACAUUUGCCAACAAUGAAGAGAAUGAUAAUGCUAACACGGUUAGCCGGCCUCGGUCUUCGCCCAGGCGCGGACGUGGCAGACGUCGUAAUUAA
This is a messenger RNA of Leptosia nina, 531 nucleotides long. Lineage: Eukaryota; Metazoa; Arthropoda; Insecta; Lepidoptera; Pieridae. The record is from the annotation of a GenBank genome assembly.